UUCAAACUGAUCCUCAGAUCUCAGCCUCCUGAGUGGCCAGGGUUAUAAGCAUGAGACACCAGGUUCUUAAAACUUUUCAUUAGGAUCUUGUACUUGUAGCUACCUAGUGGCCUGUGACAUUCUUAUUUGCAGAAGAAACCUGGAUGAUUUAUAUAACAAGCAACCUAUUGAGAACACAAAAGUGAAGCAUCUGAAUGAAGCACCAAGUAUGUACACUAAAUUCAGUUAUUGUGAGCUAUGCCUUUCAUCUUAGCUUGCUUACUGUUAGGACUGUUGGUGGAAUCCAACUUCAUACUAAUCUACUUAAUUCUUCCUAUUAUCUGCAGAUAUGUACAGACCAUGUGGACACAAAAUUGAGUUUUGUCAUAACAGAAAUGCACAUAAGAAGUGCAUUAUUGGAAAUGUAUGUGGUCUAGGGACUUCUGCAAUCAAAAUUCAUCUUGAAUUAUUCUGUUCUACUUGUUUUAUCCACCCUGUGCCUUCAGACUUCAGUACCACAGGAUUUCUUUACUACUGGAAUUUCAGGAUAUGAAGAUGGCAAAUCCAGGUAAAAUUAAACAGAAGAUAUUAAAAGCAAAAAAAACAAUGCCUGUAAGUUGCCGGAAGCAAAUAGAGAUCCUGAAUAAGUCAAGAAAUAUUGACACUCUGAAGACAACUAUGGGGAGUAAUGGUCCAAGUGGUGAUCAGAAUGUAAAUACUGUGGUUAUAAAUAGCAAAUACAGACAUUGUGCACAUGGUAGUUUCUCAUUGGAUUCUAACAAAAAAUUAGUAUUUUCACAGAAAAAUGUUGUACACCCUAAAAGUAUACAACCAUUAGAAGAAAUGACUGAUUCAGAAAUGAGAUUGGAAAAUGUUGAUGCCCAAGUUACUUGUCUGUAUCAAAAGCCAAGAAAAGCAAUAGAUUCUCUCAGCAAAUUAUCUGUACAGGAGACAAAAGAUUCACAGGAAAUGCCUGAAACUCAUUGUAAAUACCAGGCAAAUGGAACAAAAUCCAUCUUUGAAUAUGAAGAGAAUUAUAAUAAAAGAUCUACUGCUGUAUUGAGUGGUGUUGUUCAAAACACCUUGGAGAGUGAGAGAAAUGAUAAAAUUAUUUCCAAUUUAAAAAGAAACUCCAAAUCAAAGUCUCAUGAGAAAAGACAAACUGGCAUUUUAAGUGUAGAUUCCUGUUUUGUGCCUGCUGAGGAAACGCCUAAUCUGGUCAAUUCAGUCAGCACCAGCAACUAUGCUGCUACCAACUUGAAAACUGAGGAACCCUGUAAACCCCAUCCUGUCAGCAAUUCAGAUUGUAAAUGUGCAGACUCCAAGCAGCACGCAUCACUUGACACUGUUUGUACUAACAGCCAUAAUCAAAAGAAGAGGAUGUUUUCAGAAAACAAAGAAAAUGUGAAGCACAUGAAAACUUCAGAGCCAAUUAAUGGAAAUGCUUGUGUGGCUCUGGAAAAGCAAACAGCAAUACUAGAACUGGAGAAAAUAUCACGAUUAAAAAGACAUAUUAAAACAAUAUUAUGUCAAAUAAAUUGUCUGGAACCAGAGUCUUUGUCCAGUAAUACAGCACAUACGACUUCAAAUGCAGACACCAUGACUUUGGGUAAGAAUCAGAAGUCAGUUGAUGAUCCAAAUGAAGGAACAACAACUUCCGUGAACUGUGCACCUGUUAAAGCAAGUGGAACGAUGAGUUCAUCACCAGAUUAUAUUGAAUUUGUUCCCAAAAGUAACAAUGACGUUACAUUGAUUUCUGUGGAGAGUCCUAAUUUAACAACUCCAGUUACAUCAGAUCCAACAGAUAUUACUAAAAUUACAUCAGACAAUUCCAGCAACUCAUCUAAUGAUGAAAUUCAAGUUAGGGCUGUGAAGAAGAGGAAGCUUGGUUUUGUUAUUGACUUGACAACAGAAGACCUGUUCAGCACCAACACAGAAAUUCCAGCAGUCACCGUGGAGUCUUCUCACAAACCAGUUUCAAACUCAGAAGAAAACGCACCAGUGGCCACAAAUGGAACCGAGAGUGUUGAUUCCUUUGAGCACCUGCCACCUCUCCCAGAAGCACCACUACCACUCCCUGAGCUGGUGGACAAGAGCCGCGACACACUUCCUCCCCAAAAGGCUGAGCUGAAGGUGAAGUGGGUGCUGAGACCCCUGGGCAUUGCCCUGACCUGGAAUAUCAGCAAGAUCAACCCCAAGUGUGCUCCCGUGGAGAGCUACCACCUCUUCCUGUGCCAUGAGAACGCCAAUAGUCAGCUGAAUUGGAAGAAAAUUGGAGAAAUUAAAGCUUUACCUCUCCCAAUGGCCUGCACUUUAUCUCAGUUUUUUGUUUCCAAAAAAUACUACUUUACUGUGCAGUCAAAAGAUAUUUUUGGGCGAUAUGGACCAUUUUGUGAUAUAAAAUGCAUUUCUGGGCUUUCUAAAACCCUUAAAAGUCUUUAGGCUGUGUAUUCCAUGUUGUUUCGUUUGCUCAUAUUUGUUUACAAUGUUGCUUUGACACUGCUCGCUAUUUUGCAGGGCCAGUUCAGACCGAACCCUUUUAUGGAGGUAGUUUUCCUACCCAUAUUGUAAGUGACUUGUAGUUUCAUGAACUUCUAAUUUACAUCCAGUAUGUUUUACAGUGUAUAUGUUCUCAAGCAUCCAUGAUCGUGAACCAUGUUGCUAAGGUAUAUUCUUCUGCUUAUGUGACCUGAUU
Perognathus longimembris pacificus (Pacific pocket mouse) is the source of this 2674-nucleotide messenger RNA. RefSeq names its product activating transcription factor 7 interacting protein 2 (gene Atf7ip2). NCBI's taxonomy places the organism in Eukaryota, Metazoa, Chordata, Mammalia, Rodentia, Heteromyidae. Gene Ontology annotation, cellular component: nucleus; transcription regulator complex. The coding region runs from base 529 to 2421 and encodes 630 amino acids. Gene Ontology annotation, biological process: regulation of DNA-templated transcription. The transcript has 10 exons. Gene Ontology annotation, molecular function: protein binding; transcription coregulator activity. The record is from RefSeq and is a predicted model, not a curated record.